Molecule: messenger RNA, 1371 nt
Organism: Geosmithia morbida
Lineage: Eukaryota; Fungi; Ascomycota; Sordariomycetes; Hypocreales; Bionectriaceae
Product: zinc transporter, ZIP family
Exons: 1
Coding region: 1-1371 (456 amino acids)
Biological process (GO): zinc ion transmembrane transport
Cellular component (GO): membrane
Molecular function (GO): zinc ion transmembrane transporter activity
Source: RefSeq, a predicted model, not a curated record
AUGCUCCCCGAGUCAAAGAGCUACCUCAAGCGUGACGGCUGGUCCGACCAACCUGCCGGGCUGAUCAUGAUGGUGGGCUUCAUCGCCGGCUUCUUCGGUAUACAGACCAUAUCCCGCCUCUUGCACAGGUAUAUACCCUCUCACGUCGUCGACUGCACCCACAGCCAUGCCGCCCAGAGCCACAACCACGGCCACGGCGAACCGACGGUGAAGGAUACGGUGCCGUCGAGCGAGCGGAGCAGGACUCUCUCCCGACCUAGUCGUCCCCGCCACAGGAGAGGGCACCCCUCCAACAACGGCAGCAUCCAUCAGUCCGUCGAGUCGACACCCCUGCUGGGCAACGGGUCCGCGACGACCCGCAACAACAGCCGCCCGGGAACCUCGCACAUGCACAUGCCGCCGACGCCCUCGACGAGUACCGGCGUGCUGCCCACGGCCGAGCUGCUCUCCGACGCUGAUAGGCGGCCGUCUAUGUUGCUGAUGCAGAGCCGUGUCAUGUCGUUUGUCAAGGACACCAAGAGCAACUGCGACGCCCAGGGGUCGUGUUACGGCUUCACAGAUCCGUGCGGCCAGGAAUGUUACAAGCACCUCCACGGGCCGCGACACGAGCAGACGACCGUUCUCCGAUCGGGGCUGGAGCAGCAGUGCGAUGCUGGCGCUGGCGCUGGCGCCGGCGCUGGCACAGGCGACAACAACUCCGUCUUCUGCACCAGCCGAGCAACCUCACGGGAUCCCUUGGAAGGGACGGGUGCGCAGAGCCGCUACGCCGAUGAGGACGACAGCUCCUUCAGCAGCUCAUCGUAUCUCAGAGGUGACGACGGCCGCGACGACGACCACCACCACAGCCACGACGACCAGGACCCUGAAUCCCAGCACCACCACCACGUCCCCACAAACGCCUUCCUCUCCAUCGGUCUGCAGACGUCCAUGGCCAUCGCCCUGCACAAGCUCCCCGAGGGCUUCAUCACGUACGCGACCAACCACGCCAACCCUUCGCUGGGCUUCAACGUCUUCAUGGCCCUCUUCAUCCACAACAUCUCCGAGGGCUUCGCCAUGGCUCUGCCGCUGUACAUGGCCCUGAGGUCCCGGUGGCGCGCCAUGCUCUGGUCCACCCUGCUGGGCGGCCUGUCCCAGCCGUUUGGCGCCGGCCUGGCCGCCCUGUGGUUCCGCUUCGCAACCCGGCACGCCGAGCCGGACCCCGUGGUGUACGCCUGCCUCUUCGCCGUGACGGCGGGCAUCAUGGUCAGCGUGGCCCUGCAGCUGUUUAUCGAGAGUCUGAGCCUCAACCACGACAGGAACCUGUGCAGCUUUUUUGGGUUUCUCGGAAUGGUGCUUUUGGGUGUCAGUAAUGCCUUGUUUAGCAGCCAUUAA